UUCUGUAUCAAAUAUCAAUGGUGGUUGCGUCCAUUCGUCUUCUUCCUUCUCCACUCCUCUCUUUCGCUCCUCGUCGCUCUUCCUAUUCAUGGCGUUGCCGUCCCUCUUCCAUCCACUCCAGUUCUACUAAGGGAGUGGAAUUAGGUGGUGAUCAAGCGGAACUUAUAUUUUUGGGGACUGGAACCAGUGAAGGGGUUCCACGUGUUAGCUGCUUGACUAAUCCUUUGAACAAAUGUGAGGUUUGUUCAAAAGCUGCCCAACCGGGUAAUAAGAAUAGGAGACUUAACACAAGCGUCCUCAUUCGAUACCCCAAUUCCUCAGGAACACAGAAUAUUCUUAUAGAUGCUGGAAAGUUUUUCUAUCAAAGUGCUCUCCGGUGGUUUCCUGCUUUUGGGAUAAGAACACUUGAUGCGGUCAUUAUUACUCAUUCUCAUGCUGAUGCAAUUGGAGGUCUUGAUGAUCUUAGAGAUUGGACAACCAAUGUUCAGCCUCAUAUUCCAAUAUAUGUAGCCAAGCGUGACUUUGAGGUGAUGAAGAAGACCCAUUAUUAUUUAGUAGAUACUAGUGUUAUCUUACCCGGUGCCAAAGUGUCAGAGUUGCAAUUCAAUAUCAUAUCGGAAAAACCAUUUUUUGUACAUGGAUUGAAGAUUACCCCAUUACCAGUGUGGCACGGCCAGGAUUAUCGGUCCCUUGGUUUUCGUUUUGGUAAUAUAUGUUACAUUAGUGAUGUCAGUGAAAUUCCGGAAGAAACUUAUCCACUUUUAAAGGACUGUGAAAUUCUGAUCAUGGAUGCUUUGAGGCCUGAUCGCUCUACUUCCACACAUUUUGGACUUCCAAGGGCGUUGGAGGAAGUGCGAAAAAUUCAACCCAAAAGAACACUUUUUACUGGUAUGAUGCAUCUGAUGGAUCAUGAAGAAGUGAAUGACUACCUUAAGAAACUAUCGGAGUCUGAGGGCCUUGAUGCACAACUGAGUUAUGAUGGCCUUCGUAUACCGAUCAGACUUUAGUUUGUAUACAGCUUCAUUCACAAGACAACCAUUUUUUCCUCAAAGAGAAGUUAUUUAAUAAACAUUCAAAUGAUAUUACAAGUCCAUAUGUUCUGAGGUUCCUGCAACUAUUCUACCUUCUUCCUAUCAUCAUUCAUCAUUCUUUCUCCUCUACUUGCCUCUGUUGGCUACAAGAAACACCUAGGAUGAUACCAUACAUGUAACAAAGGAUUUUUUUUACCCCUUGCAAUGAAGGAUUUAAUUUUGUUAUAUGGUCGUACUAUAUAUAUGGAUGGCUAAUGUUGUAAACUUUAAUUGAACACAGACUAAUUUUAUUUCAAGAGUUGAUGA
Molecule: messenger RNA, 1337 nt
Organism: Cajanus cajan (pigeon pea)
Lineage: Eukaryota; Viridiplantae; Streptophyta; Magnoliopsida; Fabales; Fabaceae
Product: Metallo-hydrolase/oxidoreductase superfamily protein
Source: RefSeq, a predicted model, not a curated record